AUUGAUCUUGCAUUACAGCAAUAGCUAGCAGCAAUGUUGGAGGAGGUUCUCCUAAGGAAAACAAUCUCUCAACUCAAUGAAACUUUCAAGAGUGGAAGAACAAGGACCUUAGCUUGGAGGAAGGCUCAACUUCAAGCAAUUCUCAGGCUCAUAGAGGAAAAUGAGGACACAAUCUUCAAAUCUCUCCUCCAGGAUCUUGGCAAACAUCCUGUUGAAUCUUAUCGUGACGAAAUUGGUGUUGUGAGUAAAGCAGCCAAAUAUGCCUUGACUCACCUUAAGACAUGGAUGGUUCCAAAGAAGGGACAUAUACCUUUGGUUUUCUUCCCUGCAAAAGGAGAAAUUAUACCAGAACCUUUUGGCAAAGUUCUCAUUUUUGGAUCAUGGAACUUCCCUAUAUCUUUGACUUUGGAUCCAUUGAUUGGAGCUAUAUCUGCAGGAAAUACAGUUGUUUUAAAGCCUUCAGAACAAUCCCCAGCCUGUUCUUCUUUCCUUGCUGAAACUAUACCUCUUUACUUGGAUCAUAGUGCUGUAAAAGUCAUUGAAGGUGGAUCCGAUGUGGCAGAUCAGCUACUCCAGCAGAAAUGGGACAAGAUUUUCUUCACUGGAAGUGCUCGAGUGGGAAGAAUUGUUAUGUCUGCAGCUGCAAAGAAUUUAACACCGGUUACACUUGAGCUUGGUGGAAAAUGCCCAAUAAUUCUCGACUCCUUGUCUAAAUUUGAUACUGAGGUGGCUGUCAAGAGAAUAGUUGGAGGUAAAUGGGGUCCAUGCGGUGGACAGACAUGUAUAGCCAUUGAUUAUGUUCUUGUUGAGCAUAAAUAUGCAACUGCUUUAAUUGAAGAUUUGAAGAAGACUAUACGCAAAUUUUAUGGUGAAGAUAUGAAGAAUGACAUCGCGAAGAUAGUUAACAAAUACCAUUUUGAGCGACUGAAAAAACUUAUUCAACAUCCCACAGUCGCCUCUUCUAUUGUUUAUGGUGGUUCCAUUGACGAAAUCAAUAUGAGUAUUGAACCUACAAUAUUGCUGAAUCCUCCACUUGAUGCUGAGAUUAUGACUGAUGAGAUAUUUGGUCCAUUCCUUCCCAUAAUCACGUUGGAUAAUAUUCAUGAUAGCAUCGAGUUUGUUAGCUCGAGGCCAAAACCACUAGCUAUAUACGCUUUCACCAAGAAUGAGGCAUUGAAGAAAAGUAUUCUGACUGAAACAUCCUCAGGAAGUGUGACUUUCAAUGACAUUCUAGUCCAAUUCUUGUGUGAUGGGCUGCCUUUUGGAGGGGUGGGGCAAUCGGGAUUUGGGAGAUACCAUGGAAAGUUUGCGUUCGAUACGUUUAGCCAUGAGAAGGCAGUGCUCCACAGAAGCUUCUUGUUAGAACUGGAACCGAGGUAUCCUCCAUGGAAUGACUUUAAGUUGGAGUUCAUCAGACUGGCUUAUUGCUUGGACUAUAUUGGACUUGCCCUUCUCAUGCUGGGCUUGAAAAGAAGAUUCAAAUCAACCAGCCAUUUAAAUUAAAUAAAUUAUUCAAUAUGUUACUAUUUAUGUAUAUGUUUUUCAAAUUCCACUUUCACAUGUUCAUUGAUGUAUGCCUUUGACUCCACCUCUAAAACAUGCCUCUUUAAUAUUAAGGGCUUGCUUGUUUAGUAAAUCGAAAUUUUAAUUAUCAUUGUGAUUAAUGCAUAUGUUUUUAUCAUA
Molecule: messenger RNA, 1683 nt
Organism: Impatiens glandulifera
Lineage: Eukaryota; Viridiplantae; Streptophyta; Magnoliopsida; Ericales; Balsaminaceae
Product: aldehyde dehydrogenase family 3 member F1
Exons: 9
Coding region: 34-1503 (489 amino acids)
Biological process (GO): aldehyde metabolic process
Cellular component (GO): cytoplasm
Molecular function (GO): aldehyde dehydrogenase (NAD+) activity
Source: RefSeq, a predicted model, not a curated record